Molecule: messenger RNA, 1659 nt
Organism: Dermatophagoides farinae (American house dust mite)
Lineage: Eukaryota; Metazoa; Arthropoda; Arachnida; Sarcoptiformes; Pyroglyphidae
Product: sorting and assembly machinery component 50 homolog B
Biological process (GO): mitochondrial respiratory chain complex assembly; protein insertion into mitochondrial outer membrane
Cellular component (GO): outer membrane
Source: RefSeq, a predicted model, not a curated record
UCACGUUGAAGGGCACACGCACAUAGGCUUAUAAUGAAUGUACGAUAAGCGAAACAAUCUUCUUGUUUUGAUUAUUUGAAUUGAUUUCGUGUACCUACAGUAUCAUCAUAUCAUCAUCCAUUUUGUGUCUGUUUUGUUUUGUUUUGUUUUCACCAAUCAAAAUAUAAAAAAUGUUGUUCGGUUUCGGUGGUUGUGAUCAAUCAUAUAAUCGUCGUGAUGAUGAUGAUGAUGAGAAUAUAAUUCCAUCACGUGUUGCCCAAAUACAUUUCGAUGGGCUUGAUCGUACUAAACAUGAUAUUCUACAUGAAUUAGUAAAGCCAAUUCUACAAUCAAAUGAUCUGCCUGAAACAUUGCUAAAUGUUAAUUUUGUUCGACAACGUUUCUAUGAGCUUGGCCUUUUUCGAAAUGUACAGGUUUCGAUCGAUACGAUCAAUAAGGAUUCGGUGAAUAAUGAACCACAGGAAGGUCCAGUUGAAUUAUCCAUCACAUUCAAUGUGGAUGAAACACGAAGAUAUGCCGGUGGUGUAUAUGUUGCCGGUAAUCAUAAUGAAGUAUCUGGUAAUGUCGAACUACGUAGUCCGAAUCUAUUCGGAAGAGGCGAAGAAAUACGAUGCCAAUUUGAACAUACCCUACGAUAUUAUGCAACAUAUUCGGCGACAUUUUCCAAACCAUUAAUUCGAACGCCAUGGCAAAGUUUAAGAUCAAGUUUAGACCUAACUAUGCUGCAAUUAUCCAAAUAUUGUCAAUGGAGCGGUUAUAAAGAAUUGAAUCGUAAUUUAUUGAUUGGCCUCAAUAUUCAACCACAUCGUCUACAUCGACAUUUAUUGCAGUGGGAAACAUCAUGGCGAUAUUUAUCCGGACUUGGUAAUGCCGAUUUUCAAAUAAUCGAACAAUUCGAUCAUUCGAUGAAGUCAUCAUUAUCACAUACAUACAUCUAUGAUAGACGAGACAAUGCUGUUUUACCGACCAAAGGUACUAUGUUCAAAAUGUUCAAUGAAUAUGCUGGCUUUCAAAAGUAUGCCGCCUCGUUUCGUAAACAUGAGUUUGAAUUUCAACAUAAUCUUGCUUCAUUUUUACAAUUAUCAUUCAAGGGUGGAGCGAUGAAAAGUUUCAACAAUACAACAGUGAGUGACCGAUUUUUCCUUGGUGGUCCACUAAAUCUUCGUGGAUUCCAAAUGUGUGGUGUUGGACCUCAUGGUCAGGAUGGUAUUAGCGCGUUGGGUGCAUUGAAAUAUUGGGUUGGAUCCGUACAUUUACAAUAUCCAUUGCCAUUCAAAAAUAGCUUCGAUCAAUAUCUGCGUUUGCAUGGAUUUUUACAGGCCGGUUCUAUAUCGGAUAAAUUCAGCGAACUAACCGAAAAUAUUCGAACAUCAUGUGGUGGUGGAUUAAUAUUUGCCUUUGGAAAUAAUGUACGUCUUGAAUUGAACUAUUGUCUACCAUUAUUCAAUCAAACAUAUGAUAAAAUACAUCGAGGUAUUCAAUUCGGCAUCGGAAUGUCCUAUGUUUAGACACAAUUGACAGCAAAUUUGAAAAAUUCUGAUUUUUUUUUUUUUGUAAAAUUCUAGUUUUAAUUGAUUCUUGAAAUUCUUCAAUGAUUGAGAUUGUUAUAAUAUCUGAGGGAAUAAAUUAUUUUUCAAUAAACUCGAAAUAAAUAACUUA